ACACGUCAGGCACACACGGCAGAUACGAUGAGAGCACUCGUGGUGGUAGCCAUCCUGGCCGCGGCCAUGGCCGCCACGGCGCACGGCGAGGAGAGCGUGUCCUCCAUCGUCUCGCGCUCGCUCUUCGACCGCAUGCUGCUGCACCGCAACGAAGGCGCGUGCCAGGCCAAGGGGUUCUACACCUACGACGCCUUCAUCGCCGCCGCAAACUCCUUCAGGGGAUUCGGCACCACGGGUAACGCCGACGUGCGGAAGCGUGAGGUGGCGGCCUUCCUCGCCCAGACCUCCCAUGAGACCACGGGUGGGUGGGCCACGGCACCGGACGGGGCCUACGCAUGGGGUUACUGCUUCAAGCAGGAGCGUGGGGUCACCUCUGACUUUUGCACCCCGAGCGCGCAGUGGCCCUGCGUGCCCGGGAAGAGGUACUAUGGCCGAGGGCCCAUCCAUCUCUCUCACAACUAUAAUUACGGUCCCGCGGGCAAGGCCAUCGGGGUGGACCUUCUGCGCAACCCGGACCUGGUUGCCACGGACCCAACGGUAUCGUUUAAGACGGCGUUGUGGUUUUGGAUGACGGCCCAGGCGCCCAAGCCUUCGGCACAUGCGGUGGCUACAGGUCAGUGGAAGCCAUCGGCGGCGGACCGGACCGCCGGGAGGGUGCCCGGGUUCGGCGUGAUCACCAACAUCGUCAACGGCGGGGUCGAGUGCGGCCACGGACAGGACAUCCGUGUUGCCGACCGGAUUGGGUUCUACAAGCGCUACUGCGACAUCCUCGGCGUCUCCUACGGCGACAGCCUCGACUGCUACAACCAGAGACCGUUUGCUUAACUUUUAUUCAGUCAGUUAUGUAAUAUAAUCGUGCUCAUGCACACACCCGCGGUUCAAUAAAAACACCUGUGUUGUUAUGCGUGGACGUGUGAGCUUACACUUCCACACACAAUAAGAGGUUCCUGGCCUAGUUGGCCCCUCUCC
This is a messenger RNA of Brachypodium distachyon (stiff brome), 969 nucleotides long. RefSeq names its product basic endochitinase C. NCBI's taxonomy places the organism in Eukaryota, Viridiplantae, Streptophyta, Magnoliopsida, Poales, Poaceae. Bases 28 to 825 code for a protein of 265 amino acids. Gene Ontology annotation, biological process: defense response to fungus; chitin catabolic process; carbohydrate metabolic process. The transcript has a single exon. Gene Ontology annotation, molecular function: chitinase activity. The record is from RefSeq and is a predicted model, not a curated record.